Molecule: messenger RNA, 1737 nt
Organism: Fusarium sp. VM40
Lineage: Eukaryota; Fungi; Ascomycota; Sordariomycetes; Hypocreales; Nectriaceae
Source: the annotation of a GenBank genome assembly
AUGGCCAUAUCGGUGCUAGACUCAAUUGAUUACCCAUCCACAAGGAUCCUUCUUGGUGGGCUCCUUGUGGUAGGCAUCGCUUACAAGCUGUAUCGAUCGAUGCUACCCCAUCCCCUCGAAGGAAUCCCAUACAACGUCACAGCCACCAAUCGCAUAUUUGGCGACCUUCCUGAAGUCAAGGCUUACGGUAGCUUGACCGACUGGCUCGCAACACAAGCCGUCAAACACGAAUCACCGAUUUUCCAAACAUUUGUCCGGCCUUUUGCCAAACCUUGGGUAGUUAUUGCCGAUCACCAUGAGGCGGCUGAGAUCUGCACUCAACGUCUCAAAGAGUUUGACAGAGGCACUGCAAGUACUUCAUUGUUUCACUGCGUUGUUCCAAGUGCACAUAUUACCCUCAAGAGCUCGAAUCCGCAAUUUAAGAAGAACAAGGAACUCGUGCGCAAUUUGAUGACACCUACGUUUUUAUCAGAGGUCUCUGCCCCUGAAAUCUACGAUAAAUUCUCACGACUUGUGGAGCUAUGGAACUUGAAAACGGACUAUGCUGGUGGGAAGUUCUUUUCUGCCUCUAGCGAUGUCCACAAUGCUGCCCUGGAUAUCAUCGUCUGCGCUGCAUUUGGUCUGGACACCGACAAGACACAGUUGGUGAAAGAGAUUGAGCAGCUCAGUGCAGUUGAAGAUAUCGCGGAAAGCGAAAAAGGCGGUGAAAUUGUCUUCAGGGAGGUUGCGCUCAACGAAGAACUUAACGCCUUGACUAUAUUGGCAGAGAGUAUCGCAAAGAUCGUCAAGACACCUUCUCCGCCACUGUUCCACUUCUUGUACCGGAACCUGUCUGGAAAGCUGAGAAAUGCAAUUACUCUUUCAAAGCAACUGCAGCGCCGCGAAAUAGCCAACGGUAUCCAAAGGCGACAAAAUGGGGAGAUUACAAAGUGCGCCCUGGAUGAGAUCUCUUUUCGCGAAGAGGCUAUGGCCAAGAAGGAGAAUAGAAAGCCAGACUACUACUCCGAGGUUAUCACGAGUGAGCUUAUGACAUACCUCAUUGGUGGCCACGAAACAACUUCAUCUGCCCUGCGAUGGGGGUUGAGCUAUCUUAGUGCUGACCAGCGAUCGCAAUCUGAGCUCAGGAACGCCUUUCAACAAGCCCAUGCCCAGGCCAAAGCCGAACGACGCCCUCCCUCGCUGGCAGAAAUCAUACAAACUCGUGUGCCUUAUCUUGAUGCCGUAGUAGAAGAGGUUCUUCGUCUCUCAUAUCCCUUGGGUAUGUGCCUGCGAGAGGUGCAGGUUGACACACAGAUCCUCGGAGCUCGUGUACCCAAGGGGACCACUGUCGCAUUCUUAUCCAAUGGGCCCAGUAUAUUGGCCCCCCCAAUUUCUUACGACGAGUCGCGUAGCAGCGAAUGGGUGCGCUCUCGCAAGGCAAAACACUGUUUCAAAGAAGGCUAUGACUUUGCUUCAUUUGUUCCUGAAAGAUGGUUGAGGACAAUGACAAGUGAAGAUGGCAAAGAGGAGGUUGUCUUUGAUUCGCAAGCAUUUCCUAUCCAAGCCUUUGGGUCGGGUCCCCGGGGUUGUUUUGGAAGAAAGAUGUCGUAUCUUGAGAUGAAGAUCUUCUUCACCCUCGUCAUAUGGACGUUCGAGCUGUUGCCAUUGCCGGACCACGUUUCGACUCCCAAGGCGGUGUCUUCCUUGACUAGGAAUCCUGAUAGGGUCUUUAUCAAACCAUAUCGUGUGGUCUUGUAG